This is a messenger RNA of Metopolophium dirhodum (rose-grain aphid), 2323 nucleotides long. RefSeq lists its product as uncharacterized. The record is from RefSeq and is a predicted model, not a curated record. The coding region runs from base 271 to 822 and encodes 183 amino acids. NCBI's taxonomy places the organism in Eukaryota, Metazoa, Arthropoda, Insecta, Hemiptera, Aphididae. The transcript is spliced from 4 exons.
GUCCCGACUGUGUCACACCGUCAAUCUGUUCUCGACCGUUGAAGAAUCCAACAAGUGUUCUCGCCGCAUAUCCAGCCAAAAAAGUGAAAACUAUUCUCCAAAUUAUCUUGCCGAAACGCGGUUGUAUUCACAUUUUUUAUCGACAUUUUUGCAACUCCGUCGUCCGGAUUCGGUCUUCCGCAAUCAACCAGUGAUACCGUCACCAGUACUCGUAUUUGUGCACAGCGUUUUCUACGUACCUAAGUACCUACCUAUUCAGUGACGGCCAAUAUGAGAUUCGCGAUAAUCGGAUUCUUAGUGCUGGUGAUGGGCGCCGCCGUCAAGGCGCACAUACAUUUCAUAAGACUGGCUCUGCUGGCGGCCAUGGGAUUGGCUGGCAUGUGGAUGAUGCACAAGCUCGCACAAGACUGGCACAAGAUUUCAUCCAGCAGGCCCGCCAAGCCAGCAGCCAUGGCCGGAAAGCUUUUGGGGCUCUGGAAGAGAUCCUUACCCGACGAGCACGUUGACGCGUAUGUCGAAGAGUCACUGACCGAUUUCUACAAAUUUGACGAAAUUCUCAGGCAAGACAGGUCGACUUGUGCGAGGAAAAUGAUAUGUCAAAUCGCGGCUACGCCUGAAAAUCAGCUCAACCAGGUGGAGACCAAUUUGCUCAAACUGCUCAGCCCCACCGAACACUUUGGUGAAAAUGUGGCAAAGAACAUAUUCCGAAAGGCCAUGGACCUGGGACGGAGUAAAAAGGACGUGAAGGCGUGUCAUUCAGAGUAUAAAAAAUGCAGAUUCAACACAAGACAAAUGUUUAAAUUAUUCACUUCGUUCAUGUGACCCGAACUCAUCAUUCCGUGCCCGUUUAUUUUCUGUCGAUUUGAUGUGAGCCUUUAAAUUAUGUGCCAAAUACGUGUAUUAUUACUAUUAUUUUUAUUAUUAUUAUUAAUAUUGUUUUUAUUGUUAUUCAUCAAUUUGACAGUUAAGUGUGUUUUAUGUAAGCAUAUAUUAUGUAUAUUAUUAUCAAAGCUGGGUAAGUUAGUCAUUUUUUUUAACCAAAAAAAGUAAGUUCAUCAUCAUAAAAUCAAUAAAAUUAGAUUUAAAGUUGUUAUAAUAUCUUAAACUUUUUUUAAAAGUUUUCAACUAUAUAGUAAAUUGGAAAUUAGUUGGUAUAACUAUGUACACUACACAAAAGUACAACUAUGUAAUUACCUAUAACUAGACAUAAGUGCUUAAAAAAUGUGAAAAAAAAAAACAAUUUGAAAUAAGAAAUUAACCCAAGUCAUAUAUAAUUUGUUAUAAAACUGAAAAAAAAUAUUUUUAUAUUUAGUUUUAAUUCACAGUUCAGUGUAUUAUACUCUAAAGUGAUGUUAGAAAAUAAUUUAGCAAUUAAUAUUACUGAUUAAGUUAUAAAGUUACCAACAAAGUAACUAUUAUGGUAUUUAAUUAGUUAGUGCUCAGCUUUGAAUAUUGAUCGUAUUUUUAUAUACCCACGUCUAGUUGUAAUUAUCAUUGUCAUUAUUACUAUAUUUUACUAUGUCAAUGUUAUUGUUAUCGCUAUAUGUAUAGUGGACGUGGCACCAUAUAAUAUAUUAUUAUCAUUAUUAUUAUAUUAUAAAACAAUGUUUGGUUAGAUAUUGCACAAAUAUAAAUAUAUAUUUUUUUCAAAAACUUUAGAAGAUAAAUAAUACUUUUAAGAUACAUGUAGGUACAUAUUAAUAUUAUAAUAUUGUCAUGACAUGCCGUGGCUGACCGUUUGGCGUGGCUUUUUUGAGUCCGUUUUCACUGAAUUAUUAUGAACUUAGGCCUUAGGUAAUAUACAAUAAACAUUAAACGUUAAGUAUAUACGUAUAAUAUUAUAUAUUGUGCCCGACUAAACGAGAAUGUUUUCAGUUUAUAAACCAAUCGAGUAGCAUAUUAUUUAUUUUUUUAUUUUAUUUUUAUUGGACUCAAAUAGCCUGGAAAUAAUGGCUAUUACCUAGCUGUUGUGUUCGUUGGUUUUUUAGUGUAGGAUUGUUACUGUGGGAAGGGGUACGGUUGGUAAGAACACGUGAGGCAAGGAUUUGUCAUUAUAGAAUCGGGCCGGUCACCCAUCCGGGAACUAGUGGCACUAGCUGGUACUUGACUUCGGAUCUGAAGCCAACCACUGUGCCACACAUUAUAAUAUCAUGACAUACUAUUAUACACACUUAUAUUAGGAUUAUUAUUAUUAUUAUUAUUAUUAUUACUAUUAUUGCUGUUGUAUUAAACAAUUUUCGUAUACCUACGCAUAAUAUAACCGUUGUGUUGUAAAUAGUUAGCAUAUUAUAUUGCCGUUGAAUAAAACACCCUUUUACAAGUA